Molecule: messenger RNA, 945 nt
Organism: Cadophora gregata
Lineage: Eukaryota; Fungi; Ascomycota; Leotiomycetes; Helotiales; Ploettnerulaceae
Exons: 2
Coding region: 1-945 (314 amino acids)
Biological process (GO): DNA catabolic process
Molecular function (GO): nucleic acid binding; endonuclease activity
Source: RefSeq, a predicted model, not a curated record
AUGCAUUUCCUAGCGAAAGCUACAGUGGUCCUGUCUCUCACCACUCAGGUCCUGUGCUGGGGAGAUGUCGGACAUCGAACUGUAGGCUACCUAGCAAAGAAAUACUUGACCGACUCCGCAAAUCAGCUGUUUGAGAAAAUUCUUGAGAAUCCCAAUGGCUGGGAUUUUUCUGAUGCAGCAACUUGGGCGGAUACCGUGAAGCGUAGCCGUCCAUAUACGUCAUCAUGGCAUUUCGUUGACGCAAGAGACUCCCCUCCCACUCUGUGUGGUCUUCACUACCCAGACGAUUGCUCGGCCCAGGGCACAAAUGGGUGCAUCAUCACAGCUAUUAACAACCAAACCUCACUGUUCCUAUCACCUGAUUCAUCGAAAAUCGUAGUCAAAGAGGCUCUCAUGUAUCUCAUGCAUUUCAUCGGCGACCUCCACCAACCACUACACGUCGAAGACAAAGCCCGUGGCGGCAACGAGAUCAAGCCUGUCCAAUUCGGCACGUCACAUACGCAGAACCUGCACAGUGUAUGGGACACCGCCAUCCCACACAAGAUGCGCGGUCUGAGCGGGACGUUGAGCGAUGUUGAAGAGCGAACUGCUGCAGUUGAAUGGGCUGAUGAAUUGUUUGAGACGAAUGCUGCAAGAGGUGUAACUGUGGAGAGUGAAUGUAGUGAUGUGGCGAUUCCUGAUAAAUGUGCGCUGGAGUGGGCAAAUAAGAGUAAUGAAUGGAUCUGUAAGUAUGUGUUGAAGAAGUCAGAGGAGUGGUUAGAGAAGAGGGGGAAUGAUCUUGCGAAGGGGUAUUAUGAGGGUGCGAAACCGAUUGUUGAUGAGUUGAUUGGGUUGGCCGGUGCAAGGUUGGGGGCUUGGAUGAAUGCUAUGGCUGCUGUGGUGUUGGAGAGAGAAGACGGGGAAUGGGAGAAGACGCUAUUGGGUGAGGGACGGGUGGACCUGUAG